AUUGAGCCUCACUCUUGGCAGAAGAGCUGACCCUUCAGUCCUCCCUCUUGCUGACAGUGGACUCAUUCAUCAGAACAGAGGUGUUCUGUGUGAGGAGGCUGCGGGGCUCAGUCCUUCCCAGUUGGUCUGGAGCUCACGGCCCCCGCUCCCCCCUCAGGCCGCAAGCUGCUAAUAAUGACCAUCGGUGCAGUGACCGCCUUGGCUAUCAGUGUCCUUGGAGUUCUGCUGGCCACCUACCUGGGGAGACUCCACUGCAGCCAGAGGGAGGGGUCCGGCUUCCUGCCCCCCCAGCUGAAUGUCCAGAAUGAGGCGUCUCUACUGCUGGCGUUCAGCGAGCUCAGCGACCAGGGCUCGGGGCCCGGAAUCACCUGUGACCUGAAGAAUCACCUGAUGGUCUACCAUGGGCAGCCUGAGGGCUGUGUGGCCCGGAGAAUGGACGCCGCUGCCAGCCUGCCCUCCUGCCAGGAGCUGGAGGACUACUUCCAGGAGGUGCUGAGGAACGUCACCCUGGGGCUCUCGCUGGACGUGCAGGUGGUGGGAGUGGGGUCUUUAGGAAGCUUGGUCACCCUGCUGUGUAACAACAAGCCGACCUACCUGCUGAGCCCCCGCCCAGCUUCCAGCAGAGGGCACACCAGCCGUGCUGCCUGACUACAGCCUGGAGCGGACGGAAACGCCCCCCUGGAA
Bufo bufo (common toad) is the source of this 684-nucleotide messenger RNA. RefSeq lists its product as uncharacterized. The transcript is spliced from 6 exons. The record is from RefSeq and is a predicted model, not a curated record. Lineage: Eukaryota; Metazoa; Chordata; Amphibia; Anura; Bufonidae. Bases 175 to 648 code for a protein of 157 amino acids.